AUGGAAAUUGAGAAGGAAGAACAAAUUGAGAAACGCGGUAUUCAGCACAAUUCAGAAAAAGAAGAACAUUUUAAAUAUAAUAACAAAAAAAAGAAAUACGUUCAUUCGACUAGAAAAUGCAAUACAAUUCAUGAUAAGAUUAAAAGGAAAUACUUCAAGAUUAUGUUUGCAUCUCAUUCUAAACAAGAAUUUACGUGUGAUUUAUGUAAAGAAACUUUUAAAAAUAAGAGCAUAUUACAAACACAUCUGUUCUGUCAUAUUGGAAAAAAACCAUUUCGCUGCACAACCUGCAAUAAGAAGUUUUUGUGGCAAUUUCUUUUGCGAAGACACGUAAAAGAACACAGUAGUUAUGCCUGCAAAAUAUGUGGAAGAGAAUUUAGAUUGAACUGUAUAUUGUUGAAACAUGAACGAACACAUAGUGAAGAACGUCCUAUCAAAUGUGAUAUUUGCAAUAAGAGUUUUAAAUGCAAAAAGUAUUUAAAAAAGCAUUACGAAACUCAUAGUGAUGAACGUAACUACACUUGUCAGGUGUGUAACAAAAGUUUUAAAACAAAAAAAUAUUUGCAAGCUCAUAAAAUAGUUCAUAGCAAUCAAUUUAAGCAUAGUUGUCAGGUAUGUAACAAAAGUUUUAAACGCAGUUUUUAUUUAAAAAAGCAUACUCGUAUUCACAGCAACGAAUACAAAUAUUCUUGUGAUAUAUGUAACAAACAUUUUAAAUCAAAAGAGUAUUUGCCAAGGCAUAAACUUAUUCAUAGCAAAAAAUCUAAUAUCAAGCGAGAGUGCGAGUAUUGCGACAUUUGUGGUAAGCGCGUUCCAUAUGGUAAGGGUCGUUUAGAAAGACACAUGAGAAUACACAGAGUUCAUGCCUGCAAUAUAUGUGGAAAAGAAUUUAAGAUAAAAGCUGAGUUGUUGCAGCAUGAAGCAACGCAUAGUGAAGAUCGUCCUUUCAAAUGCGAUAUUUGCAGUAAAAAAUUUAAACGGAAAGACUAUUUAAAAACGCAUCACAAAACUCAUAAUGAUGAACGUAACUAUACUUGUCAGGGGUGUAACAAAAGUUUUAAAACAAAAAAAUCUUUGAAAGCUCAUAAAAUAGUUCACAGCAAUCAAUUUAACCAUAGUUGUCAAGUAUGUAACAAAAGUUUUAAACGCAGUGAUAGUUUAAAACAGCAUAUUCUUAUACACAGCAACGAAUACAAAUGUUCUUGUGACAUAUGUAACAAAUACUUUAAAACAAAAAACCAUUUGGCACGUCAUAAAUUAGUUCAUAGUAAUCAAUUUGACUAUACUUGUCAGGUAUGUAAUCGAAGUUUUAAAUCCAGUUUUAAUUUAAAUCGGCAUAUUCGUAAAUACAGCAAUAAGUGCAAAUAUUCUUGUCAUAUGUGUAACAAAUAUUUUAAUACAAAACAUUCUUUGGAACAGCAUAACAUUAUUCAUAGCGAUAGAAAAAAGUAUGUUUGUGACAUAUGUAAAAAAGUUUACUCCAGUUCAACUGCCUUAAACAAACAUCGUCGUAUUAAACAUGAAAAUAUGUAUUUAUGCUAUAUCUGUUGGAAGUUAUUCAAGACUGAAUCCACGCUAAAAGAACAUUUGAAAAUUCACAUUGAAAAAUGUAAUAUUUGUAAUAAAGAAUUUAAAAGUAAAUUUACCUUAAUUAAACACCAAAAAAUUCAUUAAGACAAAAAACCGUUUCGUUGUGGGAAUUUCAAUAGACGUUUCAAACAUGUAUUAAAAUGUCACGAAGCCACUCACAAAGAAGACAAUCUUCGUUACGUUCGUGAAGUAUGUAACAAAGAAUGUUAUUUUAUAAGUCGUUUAUUGAGCCAUCAACUCGUUCAUCAGAAUUAAGCGUAUUUUUGGAGAAAUAGUAAAAGCAGAUUAAAAACAGAAACUAAACUGAAAUUACAUUUAAAACUUUUCAUUAAGAAAGAUCCCCAAACAAUUACCUUAUCAAUAUGAACAGACUUUUACUUGAGGAGAAGUUUUAAAGAAGCAUAUGAUUACUUUUAAUAAUCAGAUUCAUUUUUACAGCGUAAAAAGAAAUAUACAACAAAGAUCGAAUUCCAAACUCAUCAAGAGUAUGUUCAUCCCACAGGAAAUAAGCAUCAAUGCAAAAUAUGCAAGAAAACAUUUAGAAAACAGAUUGGAUUAAUUAGGCAGAUGAGAAAUCCCGAUUUACGCGUUAAGAAAUGUGAUGCUUGUGGCAAAAAAUCGUGUUCAAAUUAUAUUUUAAA
Molecule: messenger RNA, 2231 nt
Organism: Centruroides sculpturatus (bark scorpion)
Lineage: Eukaryota; Metazoa; Arthropoda; Arachnida; Scorpiones; Buthidae
Product: zinc finger protein 91-like
Exons: 2
Coding region: 1-1674 (557 amino acids)
Cellular component (GO): nucleus
Source: RefSeq, a predicted model, not a curated record